Messenger RNA from Amaranthus tricolor (Joseph's coat), 1464 nucleotides. RefSeq lists its product as uncharacterized. Gene Ontology annotation, molecular function: chromatin binding; transcription corepressor activity; phosphatase inhibitor activity. Gene Ontology annotation, biological process: negative regulation of phosphatase activity; negative regulation of transcription by RNA polymerase II. Bases 115 to 1206 code for a protein of 363 amino acids. The transcript has 11 exons. The record is from RefSeq and is a predicted model, not a curated record. NCBI's taxonomy places the organism in Eukaryota, Viridiplantae, Streptophyta, Magnoliopsida, Caryophyllales, Amaranthaceae.
CACUCUACUAAAGAACAAUGAACCCAAUAGACUGAAGUUUAAAACCAUGAACCUCGUUCAGUAUUCUCUCUUUUUCCUUUAUACUCUCGUUGAAGCUCCCUUUCUCUCUCAACAAUGGCGGCGAAAGGAACGGUUACACCACUGUCCACGAUAUUUCCAGCAGAUGAAGCUCGUAAAGCUUCACAGCGCGUCAAUGAUACGAUUCUAGACAGAAACAAGGAACUCGAUAAUCUCAACAACUUUGUCGCCGACAAUACUAACCUAAUUAACAUUGUUCGACGUCUUCCGGAUGAACUUCACCACCAUAUCAUGGUUCCAUUUGGGAAAGCUGCUUUUUUUCCAGGUCGUUUGGUUCAUACCAAUGAGUUCAUGGUACUCCUUGGUGAAGGUUAUUUUGCAGAAAGAUCAGCUAAACAAACAGUUGACAUUCUUAAAAGAAGAGGACAGAUGUUGGACUCGCAAGUGAAUUCCCUUAAUGCUGUGAUUAAAGACCUCAAAGCUGAAGCCUCAUUUUUUGACAAAACUGCUGCAGAAGCUGUGGAGGGUCUUGUGGAGAUCAGAGAAGAUUUAACAUAUGAUGAAAAUUCUAGUGGAAGGCUAGAUGAGAGAAAUACACCUAGUACGUCUGAAGUCAGACAAAGUAGUAGUGCUAGGGAAGUUGAUGAUGAAGAGUAUGCUCGUAUGAUGGCCAGGUUGGAUGAACUUGAGAAAGAAGAAGAACAAGAAGAACAAGAAGGUUCUGAAGAAGAUGAAAAUGAUACAAGUGAUGAAGAUUUCGACGACCUAGAACUUUCAAAGGAUGAAAGUUGUGCUGAAGAGCUCUCUCAUAGAAUGUCUGGAACAAAUGAUGAUGAUAAACUACUUUGCCAAAAUACCAGUUUACAGCCUGAGCACAGAGAUAUAUCAUCUCUUGGCAAAGGUAUAUUGCAAAAAUGUGUUACACGAUCAACCAAGGAAGAUUGUGUCCCCCCUGUAGUGAAGAAGAGUGUUUCAUUUAACCCAAAUCCUGAGGUGUGUGUUCCAUCACCUAGACCAGAUGCUGGAAAUCAAGCGUCUAGGCCUAUCGCUAAUAGUCUCAAGGCCUUCUCUGGUUCAAUCAUAGAGCGAACAGAUAAUUUGCAAAUUUCAUCAGAUAGAGAAGCCAAUGAUAAGCCUUCCAAUUCAAAGCCAGUUUCCCGAUUUAAGAUGCUGAGGAGGGGUCUUUAGAGUUGGCAUUAUAUACAUUUCUAUAAGACAACUGUAAAAUUGAAGAAAAUUUGAUUAUUAUUUGAUGAUGGCCUGGUAUUAAUUGAUAUGAAUGAUAAUGGAAGGCUAGUGUAAUUUUUGUAGGAAAAUUUUUUGACGGAUUUCAUGGUCAUAUUCGUUCUAUUAUAAUCUUUUUUUUGUACAAAAUUCAUUUCGAUGCAUUACGAAAUGGAGAUGUAUUUAGGCGGUGAUAGAAAAUUAUGAACAAAAACUUUUUUA